CAUUUACUUAUUUUUUUUGUUUUUCUCUGUCAACACUAAUAGCAUUUACCGUUGCCAUUUUGAAUCUGUUACUCAAACCGUUUCUUGUUUCUCUUAUCAAGGCUUUCUUGAUUGCAUGCAAUGAUUCGAUUCUGAAUUAUUGGAUACCCAAGUUGUGAUUUAGUUAUGUAUGAAUCAUUUUAUGAUUCUCUUGUGAAUUUGCUGUUCUAAUUUGCUGUAUUAGAUGUGUGUUUUUUCUAAUCUAGUUUCUAUGAAUUCUUCCACGUCUUUAACCGUUGAGAUUUCUGGGUUACCUAUGAAAUGAUUUGUUCUUUCUUACCAUCAUUUAAAAUGGUCCCUUUCCCAUGAAUUUUUGGUUAUAAAGAUGGGGUGUAGUAUUUUAAUAAGGAGUAAUGAUCCUGUUGCAUAGUAGUUAUACAGGGUGUACUGUUUGGUAGUUACAUGACUACUAGGUAACUAACUGCCUCAUUUCUUGUGGGGUCUUAUUCUCUGUACUAAUUAAUUUGUUUUUUCAAUCUGUGAUUUGCAUGUUUUGUAAAUUUAUUAUCCCUUUAAUAAAUAAAAAAGGUUGUUUAUUUCUCUUUAUGUCUUAGUUUUGACCACUUUUCUUAGCCAUAUAGCUGUGACCUCUUUUCAAUGAUUACUGGGUUUUAAUAUUGUAGCUCGUGUUGAAGCUUAAUGUUUCCUCUUGAAUAUGAGAUUUGGUUUGGUCUAAUCUUUUAAAUUUUCUUAAAUUUUCACUCGGUUUUUGCAUCCUAUCAAUUCUCUGAUAGCGAAGCCGUGGCAGAUUUUUUAGAUUGGAACGCAAUUACAAGGACUUCAUUUCUGGGUUUAUUGUUACAGGGGUUUGAAGUUUCUUAGACAAGUAUCUUCUAUACCUUGUCAAAUUUAUCCUUGUACAAUCUGGCUUCUGGCGAAAAAAAAAAAAAUGAAGAAGAAAAAACGUGGAAAGUUUUAAGAGUUACGGAACACAGUUAAAAGAUUGGAUCUUUUUUUAAGGGUCUUGUUGAUCAAUUUUUCUUUAUUUUCAGUCAGAUAACAUAAGAGAUAGUUUUGAAAUCAGAUUUGCUGGUAUAAGUUUCUUAUUGUUUCUGCUGUAAGUUUCUCUUGGUGAAUCCUAUGCAUGUGUGGAAUAUUGGAUUUUCGGAUGAGAGCUUACAUGAAAUGGGUUGCAAUCUUAUUUAAGAAUGGUAAUCAAUGACAACAUUCCUUGUAGGGUAUUACUAUGGGACCAUGCUUUUAUGUAUGAUGAGGUGGUUGGUAUUGUGCUUACUUACAUUUAUUGGAAUGUUUCUGAAUUCUUGUACCUUAUGUCUUGUAAUGCUUUAUGCUCCUUGAAUCAACAAUGCAGGUCAUGUGUGGUAGUCCCCAUCGAAAUUGAAUUUUAUCUGAUCUAGCACUCAUAACAUUUGAAGAACAAAACCAUCAUGCUUAGUAUGGCAUGGGGCCGUGGAAUGAAAAACAGAUUUAUCACCAUACAUAACUUAUUUGAGCAAGUUGCAUCUCAUAACCACUGGCGAUCAUGGAGCUGAAUGGUCAAACAAGAGUGAGAAGAAAGGACCAUUUUGCUCAUACAAACGGUGAUUUAGCAUUAGCAAGUGUUGGUGAUGUAGAUCCCUGGACUGCAUGGGCAUAUAAGCCUCGAACUAUUUCGUUGUUACUUAUUGGUGCUUGCUUUCUAAUAUGGGCAAGUGGAGCCCUAGAUCCAGAGAGCUGCACAUCUGGUGAUGUUGUUACAUCUGUGAAAAGGGGUAUAUGGGCAAUGACUGCAGUUUUUCUUGGUUAUUGCUUACUACAGGCCCCUUCAACGGUUUUAAUAAGGCCACAUCCAGCAAUUUGGCGCUUAGUUCAUGGAUUGGCCAUUGUUUAUCUUGUUGCCCUCACAUUUCUGCUUUUUCAGAAGCGUGAUGAUGCACGGCAAUUUAUGAAGUUUCUCCAUCCUGACCUUGGAAUUGAACUGCCUGAAAGAUCAUAUGGUGCUGAUUGUCGCAUUUAUGUGCCUGAAAAUCCUACAAGCAAGUUUAAGAACGUUUUGGACACUCUUUUUGAUGAAUUUGUUCUAGCACAUAUCUUUGGAUGGUGGGGCAAGGCUAUAUUAAUCCGUAAUCAGCCACUUCUAUGGGUACUGUCAAUUGGUUUUGAGCUGAUGGAGUUUACCUUCCGCCACAUGCUACCAAACUUCAAUGAAUGCUGGUGGGACAGUAUCAUUCUUGAUAUUUUGAUAUGCAAUUGGUUUGGCAUUUGGGCUGGAAUGCAUACAGUUGGGUAUUUUGAUGGAAAAACAUACGAGUGGGUUGGUAUAAGUCGCCAACCUAAUAUUAUGAGCAAGGUCAAACGAACAUUGGAACAAUUUACACCUGCACAGUGGGACAAAGAUGAAUGGCAUCCCUUGCUAGGUCCAUGGCGAUUUAUCCAAGUUCUUAGUCUCUGUAUUGUCUUCCUGACUGUAGAGCUCAACACAUUCUUUUUGAAGUUUUGUCUAUGGGUUCCUCCUAGGAACCCUGUAAUAGUGUACAGGUUGAUCUUGUGGUGGCUAAUUGCUAUACCAACAACACGUGAAUACAAUUCAUAUCUCCAAGACCGAAAGCCUGUGAAAAAGGUUGGCGCUUUUUGUUGGCUUUCCCUUGCUAUUUGCAUCGUGGAACUUCUAAUUUGCAUCAAGUUUGGACAUGGUCUUUAUCCCAAACCAAUGCCUGCAUGGUUGGUCAUCUUCUGGACAUCUGUUGGAGUUGGCCUUGUAAUAUUCCUGAUUAUGUGGUCAUGGAAAAGUUUGGGAAGAAAGAGACGAUGAAUUUGCUAGCAUGGUACACUAUUCUUUUAUUCCUUCAUGUUCUUAUGGGUAUACAUCUUGUAAAUGCCCUAUAGCUUCAUGGAAUUGUAAAUGCUUAUUCUCUUAGGUUAGUGGAUCACAGUUUUAGAGUAUUCAAUUCUUUUAUGAUAGGUAGUUGGAAAAUGCUUCUAAUGGUAGGCUCAUGUGUUGCUAAUUUGCAGCAAUCAUCAAAUUGGUAAUUUUCCUUUUUAACUUGUCUGAGAGAGGAGCAAUUUUUAACACCGGGCUUGCCUCGCAUUUUUCAAUGGAAAAUGCAUGCCUGACAAUUCCAUUGGGGCAUUUUAGCAGAAUGUUUAAAAUAUUUA
Populus euphratica (Euphrates poplar) is the source of this 3135-nucleotide messenger RNA. RefSeq names its product CDP-diacylglycerol--serine O-phosphatidyltransferase 1-like. The record is from RefSeq and is a predicted model, not a curated record. The transcript has 13 exons. Gene Ontology annotation, biological process: phosphatidylserine biosynthetic process. Lineage: Eukaryota; Viridiplantae; Streptophyta; Magnoliopsida; Malpighiales; Salicaceae. Bases 1523 to 2791 code for a protein of 422 amino acids. Gene Ontology annotation, molecular function: L-serine-phosphatidylethanolamine phosphatidyltransferase activity.